Molecule: messenger RNA, 237 nt
Organism: Triticum turgidum subsp. durum (durum wheat)
Lineage: Eukaryota; Viridiplantae; Streptophyta; Magnoliopsida; Poales; Poaceae
Source: the annotation of a GenBank genome assembly
AUGGAGAAUUCGUGGGACGAGGAAGGGCGGCGGCUGGCGGCGGCGCGGGUGGUGCACAGCCAGGUGAGGAAGAUCAAAGAGGAGGAGGGCGACAAGGUGAAGGUGGACGACACGUACCAGCAGCAGCAGCAGCUGGCCGAGAUGCGCCUCGUCCUCCGGGACCUCGGCCGGCACCGCUCGCGCUCGCCGCUCGGCCGGGUCGGCCGCCCCGCCAUCUCCAUCGGCGGCGACUCCUAG